Messenger RNA from Erpetoichthys calabaricus (reedfish), 1478 nucleotides. RefSeq lists its product as uncharacterized. Bases 112 to 756 code for a protein of 214 amino acids. NCBI's taxonomy places the organism in Eukaryota, Metazoa, Chordata, Cladistia, Polypteriformes, Polypteridae. The transcript has 5 exons. The record is from RefSeq and is a predicted model, not a curated record.
GUAAAAUACUUUGGAGUAAACUUUGUUUCAUUUUCAUUGUAGUCGCAAGUGGAAGGAGACAAAACUGUGUAUGCCUCGAUUCCUUGCAGUAAACCAAGCACUUCAGUGCAAAUGCCAGAAUCCAGCAUAAUCUACAGUGAUGUGAAAGUCAAGAAGGACUGGAAGGCCUGGGUCCCAUUAAAUACGAAAACAGUAUAUUCAAAAAUUAGGGAAAAAGGUCCAUCUGAAAUGAGUCAAGCAGACCUAGAAACCAAUCAUUAUGGUCUCAGAGGUUUGGAUAUUUCAAAGCAGGCUGCAACAAACUUUCCAAUCUAUGCUAAAGUGAAGGGCAAGAAGGGAAACAGGAACAUGGCGUCCCUCAGUGCAGUGACUGAACAUGCAGACACUACACAUCAAACAGAAGGUGAAGAAAACAGAUAUCGUUAUACAACUUCUAAUAAUUUACUGCAGCCAUUGGGAAGCUCACCAGUUUAUGCUAAAGUGAACAAGAAGGAUAAAAGAGGCAUGACUCCCAUUACUGAAAUGAAGGAAUGUCCUGGAAUGAUGCAGAAUCAGUUGGAUAAAGAAGACAGUGACUGUGAUUCCAAAGCUUUAAAUAAUAUGCCGUACACAUCAGGAAACUUCCCACUGUAUGCAAAGGUUAUGGGCAAACAUGGUAAAAGGGAUGUGGCCCCUGUGACACAAGAGAGCGCUGUCACUCCUCUAACCCGACAGACAGAUGUGCAGGACACCAGAGGUCAAAGGAAAGGGAUAUAAAGAAUACAUCAUUUGCAUCUCCGGAGUCUGCAUCUAUGUUAUACAAAAAAUGACUGUGAAUAAAAAUGCAAGUAACAAUACCAUUUGCCUAAUGUGAUAGCGGGUUGCCACAUUUGCUUCAAUAUUUGACUGCUGUCAUCCAAAAUCAUUCAGAGAGACUACAUCUUGAUUAAUGGCAAACAAAAGUACUCUGCUUUAAAAUUUUUCAAAAAACAGCAGCAUGAGGGAGUCUAAAAGGGCAUAAAAUGUAAUUAAUUGCUACACGCUUUGGUUAAGCUGUGGACGUAAUUGUAAUUGACUUGCGCUAAUUUUGCGCUAAUGUUAUAAGUAGAACACAUCUUGGUGUUAUCAAAAAGGCUCAUCAAAACCUUGCUUUCCCUCAGAGGUUUUAAGGAUGAUAUGUUCAUCUCUGCUCACUUGAUUCUGUCCUGGCUGCAUAACAGGAGCCUUGUGGCACACAGCUACUCUCACUCUAAGAUGUUUAUAAUCACCACUGCCUUAGAAUAGCACACAGUAUUAUGAAAAACCCCAGUCAUCAUUCACAACUAGUUUUCUGCCUUCUUCAUUCUCCCAAAUCAUACAGAGCCAUUAGCACUUGCACCAGCAAAUUUAGGGACAACAGUUAUUACCUUCAGGUCAAAAGGCCUGAAACAGAAGCUUAUUCUUAAAUUUUACUGAUUAGAUCCUGCCAUAUUUUUAAAAAGUUUUGAACAGAUCCUCUG